AUAUGAAACAAUAUAUCCAACCCAAGCAACGAUAUUGUUGAUGCAAAAGUCAAAAUAAUAUACUCCCUAUCAUCGUCUCUCAUCGGAGCUCAACGAUCCGCGCCACUCCUCCCGUUUUCUCAGUUUCGUUCAAUUUGGGGGAGGAAUAUGAGGGCUGCUCCGCUCUACUUUGCUACUCUGCUAUUUUUAGGGAGCAUUUCCCUGUUUCAGCUGCAGAUUGUUGCAGUGAAAUCAAUUCCUCUGCUCAAAUUUAACUCUCAGAUUCUUCAGGAGUCCAUCGUUAAAUUGAUCAAUGGAAAUCCCCAAGCUGGAUGGAAAGCUUCCAUGAAUCCUCGAUUUGAUAAUUACACUGUUGGCCAAUUUAUGCACCUCCUCGGUGUCAAGCCAACACCACACGGUGACUUGAAGAAUAUUCCUAUUAUUUCUCAUCCAAAAACUCUGAAGUUGCCACGUAAAUUUGAUGCAAGAACGGCUUGGCCUCAAUGUAGUACCAUUGGAAAAAUUCUUGAUCAGGGUCAUUGUGGUUCUUGUUGGGCUUUUGGUGCUGUUGAAUCACUCUCCGACCGUUUCUGCAUCCAUUUCAGCAUGAAUAUUUCUCUCUCUGUUAAUGAUCUCUUAGCUUGCUGUGGCUUUAUGUGCGGUGGUGGUUGUGAUGGUGGUUAUCCUAUUUAUGCAUGGCGAUACUUUGUCCACCAUGGUGUUGUUACUGACGAGUGUGACCCAUACUUUGAUAAUACUGGAUGUUCUCACCCCGGUUGUGAACCUGCAUAUCCUACCCCAAAAUGUGAGAGGAAGUGCAUAAAUAAGAACCUGCUCUGGAAAGAGUCAAAACACUUCAGUGUUGGUGCAUAUAGAAUCAAUUCAGAUCCUUACAAUAUCAUGGCAGAAGUUUAUCAGAAUGGACCAGUUGAGGUCUCCUUCACUGUUUUCGAGGAUUUUGCUCAUUACAAGUCGGGAGUUUACAGACACAUGGCAGGUGAUGUCAUGGGAGGUCAUGCUGUAAAGCUAAUUGGAUGGGGAACUACUGAUGAUGGGGAGGAUUAUUGGCUUCUUGCAAAUCAAUGGAAUAGAAGAUGGGGUGAUGAUGGAUACUUCAUGAUCAGAAGGGGGACGAAUGAGUGUGGCAUUGAAGAUGAUGUGGUUGCAGGUUUGCCUUCAACCAAAAACUUAAUUAAAGAAUUUGCUAGCACGGAUGCUGAUGAAGAUGUCUCAGUUUGACAGUAAAUUUCCACACGAAAGACGAAAUAUUUGAAAUAAUGCAUAUAGGCAUAUGUGGUGUGAAUGAAAUGAAACCUGGGAGAUGGAUCCUUGAUUGUUUGUAUGUUUUAACGGUAGUCAUGAAGCUGGUUAUGUGUGGAGAUAAAAAGUGACAGCUUAAGUGCAUGUUGUAUCUAUAUACCACAUUUAAUAUGCAUCAUUACUAGUUGGAUGCAUGAUGUAUUCCAUACAGAUGAUGAAUAAGAAUAAGAUAUAAUUAUGUUCAUGAA
Molecule: messenger RNA, 1487 nt
Organism: Cornus florida
Lineage: Eukaryota; Viridiplantae; Streptophyta; Magnoliopsida; Cornales; Cornaceae
Product: cathepsin B-like protease 2
Exons: 10
Coding region: 148-1218 (356 amino acids)
Biological process (GO): regulation of catalytic activity
Cellular component (GO): lysosome
Molecular function (GO): cysteine-type endopeptidase activity
Source: RefSeq, a predicted model, not a curated record